AUGGCAAGCGGAACUACACUUAAAGUGUUGGGGAAGGUUCCAGUGAAUUUCAAGCUUGAUGAUGUUGAGUUGCAACAUGAGAUGAUUAUAGCUGAUAUUACGGUGGACGGAAUACAAGGUCUUGAUUUCUUGAGACAGGGCAUGGUUCCCAUCCGUAUCAUGAAUAUAUCAGAUGAUAGUAGAACCAUGUACCCAGGAACUGGUGUAGGGAAAUUUACUUCAGUUGAUGAGGUUGUGUCUUUGAUGACAGAGAAAAAUGAUCAUCUUGAUGGGAAUAGUAACAUGCCAUUGUAUUUGGAAGAGCUCUAUAAAAGCAAUACUUGUCAUUCAGACGAGGAAGAUAGACAGAAAGCCGAAAUGAAAAAGAAAGAUGGGUCUACAAGAUUUUGUGUAGACAACAGGUGCUUAAGCAGUGUUACAACAAAAGACGCAGACCGAUUACCUCGCAUUGACGAGUCCCUAAACCAGCUGCGUGGUGCCAAGUGGUUUAAGCAGGUCUUAGAGAAGCUUCUGGCAGCUGGACUGAAGCUAAAAACUAGGAAGUGUACUUUGUUUGCUCAAAAAGUUAAGUACUUGGGACAUAUAAUCUCUAAACAAGGGAUUCAGACUGAUCCUGAAAAGAUUGAGAUUGUAAAACAUUGGCCUGUACCAAUGAGCAAGACCCAGAGCCACUUGACUUCUGCACCGAUUCUUACGCACCCAGACUUUACUAAGCCUUUUACACUAGACACAGACGCGAGUCAGUAUGCCAUGGGCACCGUUCUCUCACAGAUUCAAAAUGGCCGAGAGAGGGUCGUGGCAUACGCAAGCAAAGUUCUCAGCAAGUCAGAAAGAAAACAUUGCGUAACCCGUAAAGAGCUUCUGGCUGUGGUAACAUUUAUUAAGAAUUUUCGACCAUUCUUGUAUGGACAUAAGUUCUUGGUCAGGACUGAUCACAGCUCGCUAAAAUGGUUACUCAGAUUUAAAAAUCAAAAGGGUCAGUUGGGUCGUUGGCUCGAGGUCAUAUCAACUUAUGACAUUGAGAUAGAGCAUCGGGCUGGAAAACUGCACGGGAAUGCAGAUGGACUCAGUGGAGUACCGUGUAGCCAGUGUGGAUAUUUUGAUGGCUGGGACAAGAUGGAUAUGUCUGUGGAACAUGCAAGAGUGGUAGAGGACGAAGCUCAAACAAAUACAGAAGUAUCUGACUGGGUUACGAUCCGGAAGACAAGAACCACACAAUACCAUCCGCAGUCUGAUGGUAUGGUCAAACGUUUGAACAAAACGAUAGCCACUAUGCUUAGUGCCUAUGUGGAUGAAAACCACCGGGACUGGGAUGAAAGCAUUCCAUACGUGAUGAUGGCGUAUAGGUCAUCUCAGCAUGAAUCCACAGGCUACAGCCCUAACACGCUCAUGCUAGAAAUCCAAAAACUAAAGCUUGUCGGAGUCCAUUUUGAAAACAGAGAAGAAACAUCCUCUAAAAAUACAAAAUCCACAAAUUUCUUUCCAAUUUGGACGUCUGAAUUCGAUGAAGCAAACACCUGUGUAGUACUCGUGACAGAGAUACCAAGCGAAUCAUCAUCUUCCCUUAGAAAGAGUCUUCGUAAUCCUACCAGCGAUUCCAGACUGAUAUUUAUCUUAAAAUGCGCAGCAUUACUUUGCAAAGAUUUUACCUUUCUAUGGAAUACCACCGUAGCAAAAUCUGCGCUGAGAAGGAUUGAAUUAUUCUUGACCGAGAAAAAACAUUCACUGGAGGAUUACAAGAAAGUCGUUUCUAUCUUAGAACCGUGUUUCACAUACGUAUCCACUUCCAGUUACUUAAAAUUAUUGUCUGAUGCCGCGCGGCUAGAGACUCUAUGGAAUUUGUUUAACGACUGCCGGUCUCCAAUGGAAGUCUUGAAAUACAUUGCUGAUCAAAGAUUGUCGACACUCGCAAAGAAAUACUUCCGAUUAGAAGGAUACAGUCAACAUGUUGAUGAAACUUACAUUCUAUUGCCGCGCUCUGUGGCAAAUAUCUACCUGAAAAGUUUUGAGGAUAACAUUUUUAAAAAUUUAGAAAUUUCUUGGGAGUCAAAUGAUUCCUUUGACCAGAGGACUUGUACGGAGUUUGAGUGUUUUGUUCACUACACACUUUACAGAGAUCUUCCUACAUCUGAAACCGUAUUGGAAUAUUUCCGAACGUCUGGUUAUGUGAAGGAAGCUGAGGAAGAAUGUAUAAUUGUACCUUCUGAAUACGAUGAGAAAGUCAUAGAGAAGAUGGACGUGGAUAUUAUUGUUCAUAAAACAUUUAAAGAUGAUUCAAUUCAUGAAGCUGUUGUAAAACUUUUAAGAAUUCCAGAAGAAGUAAUUGGGUGGAACGAUGAAAGAAAACAACGAUUUAUUGAGGAAUUGAAGAAAGGGAAAUCUCGAAUCCAUCGAGCUAGAGUAAUAGUUGUUGGCUGUGCAGGAGCAGGUAAAACAACUUUGGUUGAAAGACUCAAACAUCCAGACAGAGAUGAGAUGCCUACAACUACCACAACUGUUGGUCUUGAUGUUCACAAAAAUGUGUUCCUAGUCGACGGCGGGAAACUAAUAUUGAUGGCAGAUGCAGCUUCUUUGUCAUCUUCAAGCAGCAGAGACAAAAUGAUAACUGUGAUGGACUUUGCCGGACAAAGUGCAUAUUACGCAUGUCAUCAAGUUUAUUUGACAAAGAGGGCAAUUUAUUUAUUAGUCACAGACAUGUCAAAAUCUAUGGAAGAAAAAGUUGGCCAACAUGUCUGCGACGCUGAUGGAACAAUCUUUGCAGACUGGAAAUACGGAGAUUACAUUAGUUUUUGGCUUCAGAGCAUUCGGACAUACUGCGGAGAGGAGAUGUCAGUAGUUCUGGUGGCAACACACAAAGACAAACUUCAGAAAUCGGAAAAGAGCUUUUACGACGAAAUUCUACAUUCGUUUCCCAGAAAUCAAACUCUGAAGAAACAUUUGUCUACAAAGAGCUACUUUGAAGUUGAAGCGGCUCCUAAGGACAACGAAAAGAUAUUAGAAAUUCAGAAUCGUCUAAUUGACCUCUUAACGUCAAAUAAUGAAGAGAAGUCCUACUCACACUGGGGGGAAUUUAUCCCAUCGUUUUGGUUAACUGUUGAAAGAGAAUUAGAACAAAACAGAGAAAAAGUCAUGCGUGUGUCACAAAUAAAAGACAGAUUCAAUUUAGAGCUUUCUGAAGCUUUUGAUGGAUACCUUGAUCUAUUUCGUCAUUGUUGGUUUCAGUUAAAGGUUAAACUUCGAGUAGAAGUAUCAAAUGAUAUAAUUAAAAUUCGUGACAUGCUACAGUUCUUUCAUGAAAUUGGAUAUAUUCUCUUUUUCAAUGAAACGAACUUAAAUGAGGUAGUCAUUCUAGAUGUCCAGUGGUUUAUUGAUGCAUUCAAAUCAUUAACCAUGGAUAAAAACCAAGUAGACGUAACAAAAGCUUCAAAUAAUUCAAACACAAAAACUCUAACUCUCAAGGACUGUUUCGAAACUACAAAAGAUAUGGAUGAGUUCUACCAAUCAGGAAAGCUGCCUUGUGAAAUUCUGCAACAAUUCUGGGAAUCUCAUGACGAUAAAGAUCUGCAAGAAAAUAGUGGCUCUUUAUUAAAAUACAUGGAACGUCUGGGCCUUCUAGCCACCGGAGAAAUCUUUCAUUACAUUCCGUGUGUCAACAAAACGGAUAUAGAUAUUUCACAACUUGAGAGAAUAUCUUCAAAACAGCACAAGACAUCAGUCAUGCAUUUCAUAUUCAAGCAUUGCCUGCAUCAUUUCUUUUUCCAAAGAGUUGUUGUUGCUUGUAUGCACAAAUGGAAAUACCUAGAAAUAGAUGGCAAAAUUCAAUUAUUCAAAAACAUUGUUUUGCUACAACACAAACAAAGGGGGAAUGUCAUUGUAAUCGGCGUAAAUAAAACAGCAAUUCAGUUAUUGGUAUACAGCAAUAGUACUUCGAGAUCUCUGCGGCCCGCUGAUACGUACAAAGUUCGAAAUAUUGUCGAACAAAUCAUAUGUUCCGUUGUAAGUACAUUUCACAGAGCCGUGAAUUAUGAAGUAGGAUUCAGUUGUUUGGAGAAUGAAAAAAUAACGCAGGAAUGUGAAGGGCAAUUAAUUUUAGAGAAGAAUGCUGUCGCCUUUUCAAAGCUUGAGGAAGGACGCGAAUGUGAUUACCACACUGAAACACACUAUAUACAUUGGAGUAAAAUGGUCAAACAUUGGAAUAAAGAUCAAGGUCUGAGAUUAGGGUGCUUUUCAAGAGAGAGGAGAAAUUCGACGGUAGAAGGUAUCACCAGGGAGGCGCAAACAGAGAAUACAAAACCACUUUUGGAAAAUGAAGAAAGACACGUUUAUAUCA
Molecule: messenger RNA, 4330 nt
Organism: Saccostrea cuccullata (small rock oyster)
Lineage: Eukaryota; Metazoa; Mollusca; Bivalvia; Ostreida; Ostreidae
Exons: 15
Biological process (GO): DNA integration
Molecular function (GO): nucleic acid binding
Source: RefSeq, a predicted model, not a curated record